Molecule: messenger RNA, 375 nt
Organism: Nicotiana tabacum (common tobacco)
Lineage: Eukaryota; Viridiplantae; Streptophyta; Magnoliopsida; Solanales; Solanaceae
Source: RefSeq, a predicted model, not a curated record
AUGUUUGCAAAUGCGGAACCUGAGGAUCGCAAAUGCGACCCUUAUCUUCGCAAAUGCGAAGUUGUCCCUCCCAUCCCACUGCUUGCAAAUGCGAUGGCCUCUUCGCAAAUGCAAGGACAUCUGCCUGCCAAUGACAUGCUUUUAGCAGCUUCCGAAGCGUUGGCUGCUCAAGUAACUGAGGAGCACUUUGCCAAAGGGAUGAUUUACCCUCCGUUUGGUAAUAUCAGAAAGAUCUCAGCUUAUAUUGCUGCUAGUACUGUAGCUGCUAAAGCAUACGAACUCGGUGUGGCAACACGUAUUUCCCGACAUGCAGAUUUGGUUACGUAUGCUGAUGAGAGUUGCAUGUAUACUCCUAAUUACCGCAGUUAUCGGUAA